GCCAGUUAUCUGCCUCACCCUAUAUAUUAGAAUACAAAAAUAUUGACAAAAUGCUAUGAAAAAAUAAGAAAUAAUUUUAUUUUAUUCCCAACCAAUGAUAUGGCCAAAGGUAUUUACGCCCAAGUUAUUGUCAAAUUUUCAUUUUGUGAGGCAAAAAAAAUUGUAGUUUCUAUUUAAAGAUCAUACUGCAUGAACACCUGUGCAGCUUCACUUUACAAAAUCUACCUGACUAUGAUAAAAUCAAAGCCAAAGCUCACUCUGGAAAAAUUCAAUUGUUAGAUCUGUCUACCUAGAUAAAGGCCACAACAAUCUUCUUUACUACGACCUUGAAAACUGUCGACCAAUCAAAUUUGGAAAUUGGAGGGAAUAACAAAGUAACGUGCGUUCAUCUUGAAUUUUGAUUGUUUUAUUACCAAAUUUUGUAGGCUUUUUCAGACUUAAUUAUCAAGAAAAAACUAUCGGAAAGGUGUAACAAUUACCAUUUUAAAAACGAUGGAGAAUGUUGCUUCAAAUUCUCAAGAUUCUAAUAAAUGGGGAAGACUUAUAUCCUGCAUUCCUACCUUAAAAUCAGUUGCUAUCAACAAGGACUCUUUCAAAUUGGGAAGAUCACUUAGUUGUGAUAUAAUUGUUACAGAAAGCAACUUUAGUCAAAAUACUCUGAUAGGCACUAUUAGCAAAGAGCAUUUUCUUAUCUUCAAGAAGCCAUGCUCAACAUAUGCGUAUCUGCAAGACUUAAGUAAAAAUGGUACUUAUGUUAAUGGCACAAAAGUAGAAAGAGGCAAAUCUGUUUGCUUAAGAACAGGUGAUAAAAUAGCAAUUGGACAAAGAAUGAAUAGUGUAUAUACAUUCCAAUCAUUAUUGCAAGAAGAGUUACCAGAUACAUUGACCCCACUCACACAUUUAGAGAAUACUCCAACAUACACUGAAGUGUUGCCCAUUUGGGGACGUCUUUUGUCUUGUUUAUUAUUUCUGAAAUCUUUUGAUAUUCAUCAGGAUAGAUUUAAAGUUGGAAGAUCUGAAAAAUGUGAUGUAUCUAUAAGCCAUACUACCCUGCGUCAGGAGUACAAAGAUCUUUUUAGUAAAGAACAUUUUAUUAUUUGUAAGGAUUCCACAAGCAAAGUGGUGUAUAUAAAAGAUAUGAGUAAAAGCGGAACCUACUUAAAUAAUAGGCUCAUAGGCAAACAUAAUAUGAAUAUAUUACAACACGAUGACAAAAUUUCCAUUGGACCUAAGUUGGAAAUAUUUAUAUAUAAAUGUAUGUAUGAACACGAUAGAAACUUUCUACCUCCGGAGUUAAAAACAAGUUACGAGCCCUCAAAUAUACUCGGUAAAGGAGGAGCUGGAGAAGUAAGACUGGCUUACGAAAAACAUACUUGCAAAAUGGUAGCCAUCAAGAAAAUCACCAAAUCCCGCAGUACGGCGUCACAAAUGUGCCAGUUGAACCAUCCAACUAAAAUUCAUUCGGAAAUCAACAUUCUGAGAGCUUUGAAAUAUCCUUUUAUUAUCAGUAUGCAACAUAUAGUCGAAACGCCAAUGGAUGUUUACAUAGUAUUGGAUUAUAUGCGAGGAGGAGAAUUGACGAACAGAAUUUUGUCCAAUGAACCAAUGACUGAAUCAAAUGUGAAGUUUUUAUUUUACCAAAUGGUUUUGGCUGUCGAUUAUCUACAUACCAAAGGAAUUACUCAUAGAGAUCUUAAGCCAGAGAAUGUUCUUCUCCAUUCCGAAGACGUGGAAACGUUGUUGAAAGUGUCUGAUUUUGGUUUAAGUAAAGUCACUGAAGAGGACGACAUGAUGAAAACAAUUUGUGGGACGUUGAGUUACAUAGCGCCAGAAAUUUUAAACAGACACAUCAGGGAAUAUAACAGACAAGUAGAUGUGUGGAGUUUAGGCGUUAUUUUAUUUUAUAUGCUUGGAAAGAGACUCCCUUUUAAAUCUCCAGAUAGAGCGAUUAUGGAAAAAAAUAUAAUUAAUGGUUAUUACACGUUUGAAGAUGAAAAAUGGGAAGAUAUCUCAUCAGAUGCCAAAGAUCUUGUUAGAGAAAUGCUUACAGUCGAACCUGAGGAACGAAUUACUGUAAUAAAUAUACUGAAACAUCAGUGGUUAUCAAAAGAUCUUAAUAUGAAGAUUAGAGUCAAUCAACUGUACCACUCACAUCUGGAGAAUAUGGAAGAGAACAUAACGCCGUUUGACAAUGAACCAUCGGCUAAACGAAGCAGAUCAUCAUCUGACGAAUCAAGUACCUCUCAAUAGUUUUCUAAUUGUUUUUUACCAUAAUUUCUAUGGUUUAUCUGUUAUAUUGUAUUGCGUUUUGUGCAAUCCCGUGAAUGUUAGUGUCAUAAUUUUUGUGAUAUAUAUUUAUAUAAGUAUGCAUUAGCUAGCUCACAUUUUCGAAUGAUACAUUUGCUGGAUUUGGAUGUACUUCAAAUAACUGGAGAGAACGGAAACUAUACAAUAGGUGGAUGGUCUGAUAAAUUCUUGGCUAGAUAGAAAUAAUAAUUUAUGCGUCCAAAAAAUUUAUGUUUUUCAGCGGAAUCUCGUUUGAUGUCAAUACAUUCAUACAGCGAUAUUAUAAUGCCGUUAAACUCUUUCUGUAGUGUUGCUCCAGAAGUGCUGCAAAGUACUCAUCUAUCUCAGUUAUGGUUGUCCAGUGGACAAAUGUAUGGUUGGUACAAUAUAAAUACCGUUGCACCUCAUUAUCUACGUCAGAGACCUCAGUUGACAUUGUUGUCAAAUUACAAAAAAAAAAUCCUGAAUUCAUUUUAAAUAAAUAUCGCAUAAUUAUUCCAGAAGUGGAUUAUACAGGAAAACAAAUUAAAAUUCGAUUUACUUAAAUAAAUUAUUAACAAUAAGUUAUAAAACAAUAUGAAGAGCUCAGGGCUAAAAGGAUAAGGGUCCAAAAAAACAGUUUUGAGAAAUUGGGUUUUUAAGUUUUAAAACUAGAUAUAAAAAUAGUUAACAGAAAGGGCACUUAAUUUUUAUUAGUACUUCAUGCAGUAACUUACAGGAAACGUAUAGAUUAUGUUUUUGGGAUAUCAGUUUAAAAAUUAUUAUAAAUAUAAAUUUAUUUAUCUUUUAAUGUCAUGAAAUCUUAGGCUAAAUGGAUGAGGGUCCAUUAAUAUGUCUUAAAAUGAAACUAAAAAUACAGAUAAGGUAGUAUAUAUUUUCAAAAGUAAUAUCCUACAGAUCUGCUCCUGUUGAUUACACAAAGCCAAAAAUAGAGUAGAAGAUUGUUAGUACUGGAUACAAUGAAAAGCUUUAAGCAUGUGGUAGUGCGUCAAAAUAUGCUUGAGAUUUUACUGAGCAAAAUUUUUUUCAAAUGCUGAAUAUUGUCGUAUUUUGCUUUAUUUAACGGUAAAAGUCCACAAUAUGCUAGCUCUGGCAGCUGAAAACAGCCUUCUGGUAGUGCAAUUUGUUUCUUCUUAGGCUUAGUAUCGAUACUUUUUUCAUUAAGGCCAUUGACAGUCUGGCGAUGUAUCAUCAUUCGAGGGUGAUGAGAAACGAUGCUUAGUUGCUAUCAAGGUCAUAUUUUGAAAGGACAACUUUUUGUAUACAAAACAUCUAGGCAAAAAACAGCACUAAUAGCAGGGGGCCUCUGUGGUCAGCAAUCUGAACUAGGUGAACUGUCAUCCUUUUAGCCUACAUAUGUAGCACCUUCAUCCGUUUAGCCUACAAGACGUAUUUUUCAAAGCUGAAUGGCUUGUACACUUUCAUCUUUUUUGCUUAUUUAGGUACCAUGCAUUAUUUUACAUGAGAUGAAGUACAAGAAAUUAGUAUUAUCUCCAUAAUGACAAAUAAUGGACCCUCAUCCUUUUAGCUUUGAGCUCUUCAUAUGUAAAAUAUUCAAUAUAGUAUCUAAAUAAUAAAACAAAUUUGGUGUCAAAACAAUAUAGUAAAUAAAAAGAAUGUGUGUGUACUUUGUACGCACGUAAGAACUUAUACUUCUAUUAUUAUGAUUUCAACGAAAUUAAUAUACUUAAUAUACUUCUUUACCUACCACUUUUAAAAUUUUUUUAUAAAACGAUACCAAAAAUAUAAAAAAAAAUAUGAAUCGUCCAGGAUUUGAACCCGGGACCUCUUGAUCUCCGGUCACAGGCUGUACCACUGAGCUAUAUCCCUUCUGCUUUGACAGGUUACAAGAUUUCUCAUAUACUGACCAAGUGAAGUAUACAAAAAUACUUUAAAUAUACUUACUAUUAUUAUAAAAUAUCUUAUUCCCGAGGAAGACAAACCCAAAGACACAAAAAUUAUAAUAAAUAAUACAUUUACUUAACACUAAUAUAUCCUUUUAUAUGAUAUACUAUGACUUAUUUGCGCUGACAGCGCUGAUACAUACAUCUUGAAAGAUUAGCAACGGAAUACAUAUUGUCUGUGUGCGCAUGCUCCCGGCAUGUGAUAAAAUUUCACUCUCGAUCGUAAAGAAGUAUAACUUCAAAAAACAAAUCUGAAGUGUUAACACCUCAUCUGUCAAAUAAGUGUUACCAAUUUAUUUCAAAAUGUCACCUUCGUUGGAGAGCAGCUACAGUGUAAUUUGAAGAAGUGUGCGUGAUAAAAACGCUUUAUAAUCCACUUAUACAAAUACAUUAAAUGAAACAAGUUAUGGUAUAUUUCUGUAAGUUUACAUUAAUAGAAAUGUUAAAAUAUUAUUUCUACGCGUAUAUAAUAAAAUGAUGUCUAAUAGUGGCUGUAAUUCCACUGUACUUGGCUAAACGAUUCCAAAAAGGAACAGACCUACGACUUAAAUAUUUUGUAUUGGUAUCAUGCGACGUCACUUAGUAUGACGCGGAUGACGUGCAACGGUAUUUACACUGUACGGACUAUACUAAUGAGUGGAUAUUCCAGCACUUUAUAGUGCAGAUCACGCGAUUUUUUUAAUUACUAGUCUUUUUAAAUUGCCUUAGUUUUCGUUUCCUUGACUAAAAGAAAUAAAAAAAUUCAUAUUCCGCGUAGCGAGUGCCUUUAUUUUUUCUCUUAAAUUUGUUCUCUUUGAAUAUCAUCAAACUAAAUGAAAAAAAAAAAUCUUGAAAAGUGUCUAGAAACACCUAUAUUUAUUCGGGAGCCUCUUUAUACAAAUCUUUGCUAAUUUUUUUUUUUUUUUUUAAUUUUUCUAGGUGAAUACAAGGGGUUAAAAAAUGUCUCGUGGUAAAAUUAACCUUUGACAUGCAUAAUAUGUAAUGAAAAAAAUGUUUAUAUUGAAUGGGAUAUUAACCCCGUAUUAACGGAGUCCCUUAAAUUUGAUGAAAUUGUAUGUGUCAAUUUUUAGCAGUUUCAGGAGUUUGUGCAAUAAAAAAAUAUUUUUCAUAUUCUUUAAUAAUAUUGGUAACAUAAUACAUUUUUAUCCAAAAUUAAUCAAAAGAACUAUAAUUUUUACGUUAGUAAAUUAAAAUUGACGCAAAACACCGGAAUUAUCUGAUUCCACUUAAAAAUCUUGUUUUUAACUUAAAUUUUUAUAGAAAGUAACGAGAAUGUUGCAUUAUAAAUAAUUUUCAUGGAAAGUAAACUUACAUUUUUAGCCUUGAGAUCAUAUUUUAUAGUUUCGGUGUUCUUAAGUCAAUUUCAAUUGACUAAUGUUAAAAUUACAGUUCUUUUGAUAAACUUUCAAUGAAAACAUAUUACCAAUUAUUAACGAGUAUGAAAAAUAUUUUUUUAUUGCAGAAAGUCCGAAAUUGCUAAAAAAAUGACACAUAAGAUUAAUUUCAUCAAAUUUAAGGGACUCCAUCAAUACGGAGUUAAUAUCCUAUUCCAUAUAUUUUUUUCUUCACAUUUUAUGAUUAUCAAAUAGUAAUUUUACUGCGGAAGACAUUUUUUUAAGCUCUUGGGCUCACCUAGAGAAAUUAAAAAAAAUUUAAAUUAUCAAAAAAAUCGAUAUAACGAGGCUUCCGAAUAAAUGUAGGUGUUCGUACACCCUUUUAAAUAACUCUCUCAUUUAGUUUGAUUAUAUUCAAAGAGAAAAAAAUGGGGAAAAAAUAAAGGCACUCGAAUACGCAGAAUAUGAAUUUUUUGUUUCUUUUAGUCAAGAUAACGCAAUAUUUAGAGAAAAAGAUUAUUGAGCGACCUCUAAAAAAAUUUUUUAAGAGCUGAAACUUUCAGGAUUUUAUUAAAAAAAUUAUUGGGCAAAAUAAAAAUAAUAUCGAUUUUUUUGAACCACUCUAACGCGCACCCGUAUUUUUUUAAACGACUGUACAGUCUACUGCGGCCUGAAAUGACUGACAGGGUAACGCUACAGGGUCUUUGCUAACACCAGGUGAUAUAUUUACUAGUACGUUACACUUCUCCGUAAGAAAAGUAAAUUACAGGCCACCGAAAUGAAAUACUUGAGAAGAAUGAGAGGAGUCACGAGAAGAGACAAAAUUAGAAAUAAUGUAAUACGGGAAGAGCUAAACAUCCAACCCUUGUAUCGAACAGAAACAGCUAAGUUGGUGGGGACAUCUGGAAGACCUACGACA
Diabrotica virgifera virgifera (western corn rootworm) is the source of this 6443-nucleotide messenger RNA. RefSeq names its product ovarian-specific serine/threonine-protein kinase Lok-like. Gene Ontology annotation, molecular function: protein kinase activity; ATP binding; protein binding. The record is from RefSeq and is a predicted model, not a curated record. NCBI's taxonomy places the organism in Eukaryota, Metazoa, Arthropoda, Insecta, Coleoptera, Chrysomelidae. Gene Ontology annotation, biological process: protein phosphorylation. The transcript is spliced from 10 exons. The coding region runs from base 493 to 2250 and encodes 585 amino acids.